Aethalodelphis obliquidens (Pacific white-sided dolphin) is the source of this 3127-nucleotide messenger RNA. RefSeq names its product F-box and leucine rich repeat protein 5 (gene FBXL5). Bases 108 to 2402 code for a protein of 764 amino acids. The transcript is spliced from 12 exons. Gene Ontology annotation, cellular component: SCF ubiquitin ligase complex. The record is from RefSeq and is a predicted model, not a curated record. NCBI's taxonomy places the organism in Eukaryota, Metazoa, Chordata, Mammalia, Artiodactyla, Delphinidae. Gene Ontology annotation, molecular function: protein binding. Gene Ontology annotation, biological process: intracellular iron ion homeostasis; SCF-dependent proteasomal ubiquitin-dependent protein catabolic process.
GCGCGCCCAGUCACGUGGUGCCGUAGGGCCCGCAUGGCGGCGACCCGCGCGCCCCCGCGUCCCGGCCGGCCCGGCAGCCCGGGCGCGCGCUCCGACGGGGCGGGCGCAUGCGCAGGGGGGGGGCGCCGCCUCUGCCCCGCGGCGAGGGUGUCUAUGGAGAGGCGGCGGCCGCGCCUGCUGAGGCGGAGGCUGAGGUGGUGGCGAUGGCGCCCUUCCCCGAAGAAGUGGACGUCUUCACCGCCCCACACUGGCGGAUGAAGCAGCUGGUGGGGCUCUACUGCGACAAGCUUUCUAAAACCAACUUUUCCAACAACAAUGAUUUCCGUGCUCUUCUGCAGUCUCUGUAUGCUACUUUUAAGGAGUUCAAAAUGCAUGAGCAGAUUGAAAACGAAUACAUUAUUGGUUUGCUUCAACAACGCAGCCAGACCAUUUAUAAUGUGCAUUCUGACAAUAAACUCUCUGAGAUGCUUAGCCUCUUUGAAAAAGGUCUGAAGAAUGUUAAGAAUGAAUAUGAGCAGUUAAAUUAUGCAAAACAGUUGAAAGAGAGACUGGAGGCUUUUACAAGAGAUUUUCUUCCUCACAUGAAAGAGGAAGAGGAGGUUUUUCAGCCCAUGUUAAUGGAAUAUUUUACCUAUGAAGAGCUUAAGGAUAUUAAAAAGAAAGUGAUUGCACAACACUGCUCUCAGAAGGAUACUGCAGAACUCCUUAGAGGUCUUAGCCUAUGGAAUCAAGCUGAGGAGCGGCAGAAGUUUUUUAAAUAUUCUGUGGAUGAAAAGUCAGAUAAAGAAGCGGAAGUGUCAGAACAAUCCACAGGUAUAACUCAUCUUCCUCCUGAGGUAAUGCUGUCAAUUUUCAGUUAUCUUAAUCCUCAAGAAUUAUGUCGAUGCAGUCAAGUAAGCACUAAAUGGUCUCAGCUGGCAAAAACUGGAUCACUUUGGAAACAUCUUUACCCUGUUCAUUGGGCCAGAGGUGACUGGUAUAGUGGUCCUGCAACUGAACUUGAUACUGAACCUGAUGAGGAAUGGGUGAAAAAUAGAAAAGAUGAAAGUCGUGCUUUUCAGGAGUGGGAUGAAGAUGCCGAUAUAGAUGAAUCUGAAGAGUCUGCAGAGGAAUCGAUUGCCAUCAGCAUUGCACAAAUGGAAAAACGUUUACUCCAUGGCUUAAUUCAUAAUGUUCUACCGUAUGUUGGUACUUCUGUAAAAACUUUAGUAUUAGCGUACAGCUGUGCAGUUUCCAGCAAAAUGGUUAGGCAGAUUUUAGAGCUUUGUCCUAACUUGGAACAUUUGGAUCUUACCCAAACUGACAUUUCAGAUUCUGCAUUUGACAGUUGGUCUUGGCUUGGUUGCUGCCAGAGUCUUCGGCACCUUGAUCUAUCUGGAUGUGAAAAAAUCACAGAUGUGGCUCUAGAGAAGAUUUCUAGAGCUCUUGGAAUUUUGACAUCUCAUCAGAGUGGCCUUUUGAAAACUUCAACAAGCAAAAUUGCUUCGACUACCUGGAAAAAUAAAGACAUUACCAUGCAGUCCACCAAGCAGUAUGCUUGUUUGCCCGAUAUAACUAACAAGGGCAUCGGAGAAGAAAUAGAUAAUGAACACCCCUGGACUAAACCUAUUUCUUCUGAAAAUUUCACUUCUCCUUAUGUGUGGAUGUUAGAUGCUGAAGAUUUGGCUGAUAUUGAAGAUGCUGUAGAAUGGAGACAUAGAAAUGUUGAAAGUCUUUGUGUAAUGGAAACAGCAUCCAAUUUUAGUUGUUCCUCCUCCGGUUGUUACAGUAAGGAUAUUGUUGGACUAAGGACUAGUGUCUGUUGGCAGCAGCAUUGUGCUUCUCCAGCCUUCGCGUAUUGCGGUCAUUCAUUUUGUUGUACAGGAACAGCUUUAAGAACUAUGUCAGCACUCCCGGAGUCUUCUGCAUUGUGUAGAAAAGCAUCAAGGACUAGAUUGCUUAGCGGAACAGACUUAAUUUACUCUGGGAGUGAAAAAACUGAUCAAGAGACUGGGCGUGUACUUCUGUUUCUCAGUCUGUCCGGAUGUUAUCAGAUCACAGACCAUGGUCUCAGAAACCGCCACGGCCACCCCAGCCUUCAACCACCACCUCGAUCAGUCAGCAGACGUCAACAUGGAGGCAAGACCCUCCACCAGCAAAAAGAUUAUGACUUGCUGCUGAAGGCUCAGAUGAUACAGGUUUUGACUCUGGGAGGAGGGCUACCUUAUUUGGAGCACCUUAAUCUCUCUGGUUGUCUUACUGUAACUGGUGCAGGCCUGCAGGAUUUGGUUUCAGCAUGUCCUUCUCUAAAUGAUGAAUACUUUUACUACUGUGACAACAUUAACGGUCCUCAUGCUGACACCGCCAGUGGAUGCCAGAAUUUGCAGUGUGGUUUUCGAGCCUGCUGCCGCUCUGGCGAAUGACCCUUGACUUCUGACCUUUGUCUACUUCAUUUAGCUGAGCAGGCUUCCUUUCAUGCACUUUACUUAUAGCACAUUUCUUGUGUUAAUCAUCCCUUUUUGAGUGUGACUUGUUUUGGCCCCAUUUCUUACAGCCUCGGAAAUCUUAAUUUACCAGUGAAUUGUACAGUGUUGUUUCUCUUGCAAAUCCUAUUUUUGUUUUAGAAAGGGAUUAGGUCUUUUUCAUAGGGUGAGAACAAUUUUAUCAGAUUUCUUUUAAACUAAAUAUUUUGAAAAAAAUGUCACUAAUGCCAUGCCAUUUAAAGUAUUUUUUAGAUUAUUUUGAGUUUUGAAGUCAAUGGGUUAUUGGUUCUCUUCAUAGAUAAACACUGUACCAAGUCUUGCAGAUCUUUUCAGACAUACAUUUUUGAAGUUUUAUUUUCAGAGACUGCACAGUUUGGAAACCAGUCUCCUUUCCAUAAUGUUUCCUUUAUUUGAACAAUUCUCAGAGGGCCAAUUCAAACAUAUCCACAUAUAAGAUUCUUUAAGAUUAUAAAAUAAAUUGGCUUCUUGGUGUUAGCUCAGGGAGCUGGCACAGCACCAGUGUCUUUGUAUUCGCUUUCUUCAAAGACCCCUGGUUCCCACCACUGUCCGUAAAUUGUCACAUUUGGGGGAGGGGUUUUUAAAAGUUCCACAGUCAUUUGAAGAAAUGUAUAAAUAAAAUCUACUUUGAGGACUUUACCAAGUAA